Molecule: messenger RNA, 1144 nt
Organism: Scylla paramamosain (green mud crab)
Lineage: Eukaryota; Metazoa; Arthropoda; Malacostraca; Decapoda; Portunidae
Exons: 7
Coding region: 24-479 (151 amino acids)
Source: RefSeq, a predicted model, not a curated record
UGUCAGAUGUAAACAAAGCAGCAAUGGCAACCCUCCGAUCCGGCAAGCAAGUUGGCGGCAGCGAUGGCGGUGGCGGCGGCAGUGGUGGUGAGGUGGACGGCAGGGACAGAGGGGCAGUACAGGCUGUGGACAUCAAGGAGAAGAGGAACACACGGACAAGCAAGGUGUUAUUCGGCAGUCUGAUCCUGGACCUGCUCGGCUUGAAGGUGGUGCUGCCCGUGUCUCCUGCUCUCCUCGACUGUUACUCCAAGCACAACACCAGCGGCUUGUAUUCCUCUCAGCUCUCCUGUGUGACUUAUUACCAGCAUAUCAUCGGUUUCGCUGCGAGGUUCCAUUCUGUCUUGUUUGGCACUGAUUGGCGUGACAUUCAGCAUAGGCUUCACCGUCGGGCACACUGUGGGGGCUGCGUUCUCCCGCUGGGGAAGUACUGGGUGGUUCGCGGCCUCGGCUGUCUACGCACGCACUCUCACUGUGGCUAACAUAAUAUUCUUUGCUGUCUUCUUCCAGGAAUCGCUGCCUGAGGGCAGAAGGAGGAGGGACAUCGGUGCCAGUUUGACCGAGGCUUGGGAGGUGAUCAAUCCUAGGGCUCUGUUCUCCGUCAGCUGUGUCAAGGGCCUGGGCAGAGAAGCCUGGAGUUAACGCUGAUCUUCGCGACCCACCACAAGCAUAGUUACGACUCGUUGGCGCAGGACCGCAAGUUUUCCUUCCUGGGCCUGGUCAUGGCAAUUACACAGAGAGGGUUUAUGCGAAGUGUUAAGACUGGAACUGAAAAAGCAACUGCCAAUUAGGCACACACCUACAUUGUGAUGCAGCUCCUUGGAGGUGGAGAGCUGGCUGCCUCAGAGGAUCAGGAAACACGAGAGGUUCACAGAGGCUCGCCUCGGGCUUCCGUCGUCGUGAGGAACCUGGUGUCAGCAGUUCACUACGUGCACAGGAAAAGCAUCAGUGUUCACGGAGACCUAAAGCCAGACAGGGGUGAAAAGGGUUGGUGUUGAGGAUAGACAGAAAAGAAAAGAAAGGAAAGGUAAAAAAAGGAAUUUUUUUUGCAUUGAUUUUCCAUCUGCUUAUUUUAAAGAAUUUAUUGCAUGGAAUAUUAUUGAUCUCCAUCAUUUGUAUGGCCUUUAUAAUAAAAAGUAUGAAUUUA